UACGUUUUAAUAACCCGGAAACGCAUCCGGAUAUGGUAGAAUAGAUAAGUGAGUUUUGUUGGCAGAUCUGCUGUAAAAUAUUUCGAAAUCAUCAAAUGAAAAAUGUAUAUAGUCCCCCAAACCAUCUGAGACAAUGCUAAACAUAAAGGAGUGAUCGUGUGACACGGAAGUCAAGUUGUAACUGCCAGGAUUGUUCCUCCAUAGGCUUUAUCCAGCUGCAUGGUAGUUCUUCAAAGUCUCAUUAUGGACACUGUGACUUUUGCAGAAACAUACAUUUAUUAAUUGGAGCAAGAGCUAUCUGAGGGAGAUGGUCCACUACUGAGGUUUAUUUAGAAGAUCUCCUAUCGCGUAUGUGCGCUUGAAGACAGAUUGUGGUCCAUCAUGUUUGUGACAGCAUAUCUGGCAUUUGCAGUCUUGGUUGGAUUAUGCGUGGCUUUAGAGAUCACUGCUCGCCGUCUCACCUCACCCCAGGCCACACAGACCGCUGUUGCUAAUCCGGCAUUCCGACGUUUCCAGAACCUUUUUCUGAAGGCCUAUCUCCUGGCCCUCUGGGCUGACUGGCUGCAGGGACCUUACCUUUAUAAACUCUAUCGACAUUACAAUUUCCUGGAGUCUCAGAUUGCCAUCCUAUAUGUAUGUGGUCUCGCCUCUUGUGUGCUGUUUGCUCCAGUGGCCGGCUGGCUACCGCAGUUUCUGGGCCAAAGACGGACGUGUCUCCUGUUCUGUCUGGCCUAUUCCAUCUGCUGUGUUACCAAGCUGUCCCAGGACUAUUUUAUGCUCAUGCUAGGACGUGUCCUAGGAGGCCUCUCCACUUCCCUGCUGACCACCACGUUUGAGGCCUGGUAUGUGCAUAGUCACAUAGAUGUCCAUGACUUUCCCAAAGAAUGGAUUCCUGUUACCUUUACCAAAGUUGCCAACUGGAAUCACGGACUGGCGGUAGCCGCCGGGCUCGUGGCGAACCUGUUUGCAGAAUGGCUGGGGCUGGGACCAGUUGCUCCAUUCCUACUGGCGAUCCCGAGCCUUGCUGCCUGCGGCUGGUUUGUGCUGUCUGAAUGGGGUCAAGAGGACAGACUAGAGGGUGCGCACGGAGACAGGAACGGCCCCCUUUUGAACCCUCAAAAUGCCCCAAAGUUGCAAAUAUCAGCACAGGCCCGUUUCUGGCGUGGCUGUCUGGAGGGGUUGCGCUGCUUACUGUCGGACCGUCGUGUUAUGCUGUUGGGUGGCGUGCAAGCACUCUUCGAAAGUGUCCUCUACAUUUUUGUGUUUCUUUGGACCCCUGUGCUGGACCCCCACGGCCCUCCUUUGGGAAUCAUUUUCUCUAGUUUGAUGGCUGCCAGCAUGGCCGGCUCCACACUUUUCCGGCUAGCCACAUCAGCACCUUAUCGACUCCAGCCAGGUCACCUGCUCUGCUUGGCUGUGCUACUAGCUUUCUUUUCCUUCUUCAUGCUGAUGUUUUCCACCGUGCCUGGCCAACCCAGGCCAAAGGAGUCUCUGCUUGCCUUUCUUCUGCUUGAACUAGCCUGCGGACUUUAUUUCCCUGCGGUGAGUUUUCUACAGGGGCGUGUGAUCCCCAUGGAGCGCCGAGCCGUGGUGCUGGCGUGGUUCCGUUUGCCUCUCCAUCUCCUGGCUUGCCUGGGGCUGCUGGCUCUUCAUGGGGAGGUUUCUGGGGCAGGUGCGGGUGAGGCUGGAAGUGGCACCAGACAUAUGUUUGCUGGCUGUGCUGGGAUGAUGCUGGCUGCUCUGCUUGCUGUGGUCAGUCUUUUCACUGUGGGCAGGAAUGAUGCAGAUUUGAGACUAGAGGGGACCAAAUUGGAAGGAGAAAUCUGAGUAUAGUAGAGAUGGACACUGGAUUACAAAAUGAAGAUAAAUGUAUAUCGAUUGUAUAUCAUUUGUAUCUAUAGGUAGAACAGAUCAGAAAGUAUAUGGUUUAAUUGCUUCCUUCUUAUUUCCCUGUUAAUAGAACCAAUAAACUCCUUAAAUGUUG
Myxocyprinus asiaticus (Chinese sucker) is the source of this 1984-nucleotide messenger RNA. RefSeq names its product molybdate-anion transporter. NCBI's taxonomy places the organism in Eukaryota, Metazoa, Chordata, Actinopteri, Cypriniformes, Catostomidae. The record is from RefSeq and is a predicted model, not a curated record. Gene Ontology annotation, biological process: molybdate ion transport. Gene Ontology annotation, cellular component: membrane. Gene Ontology annotation, molecular function: molybdate ion transmembrane transporter activity. The transcript is spliced from 3 exons. The coding region runs from base 382 to 1827 and encodes 481 amino acids.